This is a messenger RNA of Rhea pennata, 1991 nucleotides long. RefSeq names its product 3-hydroxy-3-methylglutaryl-CoA lyase (gene HMGCL). The transcript is spliced from 9 exons. Gene Ontology annotation, molecular function: hydroxymethylglutaryl-CoA lyase activity. NCBI's taxonomy places the organism in Eukaryota, Metazoa, Chordata, Aves, Rheiformes, Rheidae. Gene Ontology annotation, biological process: L-leucine catabolic process; ketone body biosynthetic process. Gene Ontology annotation, cellular component: mitochondrion. The record is from RefSeq and is a predicted model, not a curated record. The coding region runs from base 1 to 969 and encodes 322 amino acids.
AUGGCGGCGGCGCGGCGGUCGCUGCCGCGCUGGGCGGCGGCGGCGCUGCGGCCGAUCAGCGCGGCGGCGGGCGCCUUCCCGAAGCGCGUCAAGGUGGUGGAGGUGGGGCCGCGCGACGGGCUGCAGAACGAGAAGAAUGUUGUGCCAACACCAGUGAAGAUCAGUUUAAUCAAUAUGCUUUCAGAAACCGGGCUGCAGGUUAUAGAGGCCACCAGCUUCGUCUCCCCUAAAUGGGUUCCGCAGAUGGCUGACCAUACUGAAGUUAUGCAAGGAAUUAAUAAGUUGCCUGGUAUUAGUUAUCCUGUCCUGACUCCUAACCUGAAAGGAUUUCAAGCAGCGGUGGCAGCAGGGGCCAAAGAAGUGUCUAUCUUUGGAGCAGCAUCUGAGCUCUUCACUAAGAAGAAUAUUAACUGCUCGAUAGAAGAGAGCUUAGAGAGAUUUGAUGAAGUUAUGACUGCAGCAAGAGCAGCCAGCAUUCCAGUGCGGGGCUAUGUUUCCUGUGUCCUUGGCUGUCCCUAUGAAGGGAAGAUUUCUGCAGCUAAAGUUGCAGAGGUCUCCAAGAAGAUGUACUCAAUGGGGUGUUAUGAGAUUUCCCUUGGUGACACCAUUGGCAUUGGGACCCCAGGAAGCAUGAAAGAGAUGCUGACAGCAGUCAUGAAAGAGGUGCCAGUUGGGGCUCUUGCUGUUCACUGCCAUGAUACUUACGGGCAAGCUCUUGCCAACAUCUUGGUAGCACUUCAGAUGGGUGUGAGUGUGGUUGAUGCUUCUGUUGCUGGCCUUGGAGGCUGCCCGUAUGCCCAAGGAGCAUCAGGAAACGUUGCCACGGAGGACUUGGUGUACAUGCUGAAUGGCCUGGGGAUCCACACGGGCGUGGAUCUGCAGAAGCUGGUGGAUGCAGGUACAUUUAUUUGCAACGCUCUGAACAGAAGAACCAAUUCCAAAGUGUCCCAGGCAACAUGUAGGCUGUGAUACUGAAUCAAGUUUGUUCUUGAAGCAAGCCAGAGAAGAAAGCGAGGGCCUGGAACUGGCCAGGCUUCCCUUCCUGUCUGCUGCCUCUGUUCUUCAGUGCUCUUCUCAGGCUCAGAGCUUGAGAGGAAGUGCAUAAUUCACUAGAACCUAUGAAGAAAUGAAAGGAAAACAGAAUACUAUAUCCAACCUUGAACACGUUAAAUACUUUCCUUGGGAAGGAGACUCAGCUAGUCUAAGGGAUAAGUAAAGGAUGUACCACUUGCCUUCGCAUAGAGAGCAAAGCGCUGCAGUCUCUCGCAUCAGCUCAGAAGUGUCUGGUAAAUUCUACCUCAAGAGUAUGUUGCCAUAAAUGACCAGCAAAGGAUAAAGCCCAGCUCUUCUGGUUAAAGCACUUCUCCAGGUCAGGCUUGACCCUCUGCCCUUCUUUCUUCUCCUAUCGGGAACAAAUGCUACAACUGUUUAGACUGAAACUGAGAUGCUCCUUUGUGAUUCAGAGUGUGUAUCAAGGAGUUUCCUGGAUGUUCUCUCUUAGCAUUUAAGGAUUGUACUAAAAGACUGUAUCUGUUGUAAGAUACUUUUAAAUAGUAAGAAUAAUAAACACAUUAUUUAAUAUUCUAAAACAGUAGAAAUUUGUUUGUUCUAAUGAAGCCAGGAGAAGAGCUUUUGCUGCUCGUUUCAUUCCAAGUGCCUGUUCCUGCAGUACUUGCUUAUGGAGGAAAUGCUGUAUCAUCGUGGCCUGUGGUCUGUCCACAGAGAGCAGGCACCUUGAAGCAGGUUUAUUUUGUACAUCUGAGUACUCCUCAGUGGUAGGCAGGUUCUUAUUAAAUAAAUUGUUUUAGAUAGUUUAUUUUUGAAAGCAGAGAUAGCUGCAGAAUCUUGUCUUUGGGCCUGCUGGGCUUGUUUUGUACCUGUUUACUGCAUGUUUCUCUGACUGCCUGUGCUGCUCCUGACACUACCGCUCCGUGCAUCUAUACGCUACGGAAACAACUUGUAACACUUAAAUAAACUGCUCCAUGGAUAAA